This is a messenger RNA of Drosophila takahashii, 1831 nucleotides long. It is a transcript of the gene hebe, whose product is annotated as hebe. The record is from RefSeq and is a predicted model, not a curated record. Lineage: Eukaryota; Metazoa; Arthropoda; Insecta; Diptera; Drosophilidae.
AUAACCGCCGACGAGCGACGACGAUGUGACUCCAGGCGUUCGAAGUUGCUCGUUCAGUUUUCAGUUUUUAGAUUUCAGUUACGUUUUGGCGUUUUACGGUAACGCAGCGGACAGUUAGCCUCCAAUUAAAGCAGCGACCGUUAGAGUGAACGACGGAAACGGAAAGUAAAAGCCCCGAUCGCGACCAGAUUCAAAGGCAGACCGAAAUGGCCGAGACAAUCAACAACAAGCCGAGCAUACAGAUCCGCAGCGGACUGCCCUCGCCGCUGCCGGACAAGAGUCCCUCGCCCGCCGCCAAGCUGCUGAUCAGCCACGGCAAGCCCAACUUCACCAUCGCCCGUUCGCCCAAGAUCGAUGAGAACGGAAACGGAAACGGGGACGUGAACCCACUGUCCGCCCAGCCCACCGCCAACAACAACUACAACGCCUACAAGAGCGCCACCAGCACGGCGGUGAACAGCCAGAAGUUCAUAGUCGGCACCAAGUUCAAUGGCGUCUUCAAGCCCUCGAAUGCGGCGGCCACUUGGGCCACGAACGGAAAUGGUAAUGGCUCCUCGGAGGCGGAGAAUGAGGCGGCCAAGGUCGUUCUGCGGCGCCCCAAGCUGGCGGAUUCGCCCCCAGCCGCGGAGGGCGAGGACGAGAACGUGCCGGAGUUCAUCAGGCGCCAGCGACGCAUCCAGGAGCGGCUGGCCAAGGAGAACGUGCUGGACUUCGAGAGCCGGCGCAGCGGCUACUUCACGCACGUCAUGAUCUCGCCGGACUCGCCCAACCGCACCUCGUUCGUGGAGACCAUGGCCAGUCCGGCCAUAGUGCCCGCCCUCGAGAUUCCCGCCCCGGUGGCCGAGAAGGUGGAGGAGGAGCCAGUGGAGCCAGUGGAGGCACCUCCGGCACAGCCCCAGGUGGCCGCUGUGGUCACAUCUGCUCCGAUCGUUGAGACCGAGACAGAGGUUACCAGCAAUGGUCACACGGAGGACUCGAGCGCCGAGGAGGAGGCCAAGGCCAUUGAGCAGGUCAACCAGGCGGUGGCUGGCGAGGAGGAGGAGGCACCCGAGCCUGUUCCAGUGGCAGCAGAGAGAAAGGUGGAGGAGGAGGAGCCUACUCCUGCCCCCGCACCAGUGGAGGCCAAGGUGGAGGUGGUGGAGCCAGCUGCCCCUGUGCAAAAUGGCCAGCAGGAGGAGGCUAAGCAGGCGGAGGAGCCUGUCCCUGCCACAAAUGGCCACAAGGAAGAGGAGGCCAUCACCAUUUCGCACACCAAUGGCCAGAGCAGCGACGGUCCCAGCAUACCCACUCCCGAUCCCAGCGGCGCCCUGGGGGUGAACUACGAACCCAAGACCGUGGUCAGCUUCUCGCAGGAACUGGGGGGCGGCGAGAACAACUAUCCCGACACCGUGAAGGUGGUCAGCGAGGUGACCCCCGAGGCCGACGGGGAGCUCAAGGAGCUGACCAAACUGAAGUUCGACAUCAAGAGCGACGACCAGAACGAGGUCCAGGUGACGCCCGUUCUACGAUCAGACUAGGAGGUCCUUGUAGCUGUCCAAGGAUAAGGAGUAGUGCAAUUUGUUUGUUAAACAAGAAACGUCAACUAUAUUGUAUUGUAUUUUGUGUUAGCUGCUAAGUUGAUUACGAGAAAUGUUGCCAAAUUUAAUUUUAUGCUUCGCGCAUCAGUCAGUAUCGAGAGUGGAGUUAAGUGGAGAUCCUAAUCCCCAACCCCGCAAAGCCACCCCUUGAGGCCCGGUCCCCGAAAGCGAGUUCCUGGGACUUGCUAAACCAAACUACGUUUAUUGCAAUAGACACCAUUUGCUUUAUUUAAAUAAAUUAUUAUUAUUGAGAA